Messenger RNA from Suillus clintonianus, 1450 nucleotides. RefSeq lists its product as uncharacterized. The transcript has 3 exons. Bases 265 to 1350 code for a protein of 361 amino acids. The record is from RefSeq and is a predicted model, not a curated record. Lineage: Eukaryota; Fungi; Basidiomycota; Agaricomycetes; Boletales; Suillaceae.
UUGUCGAUGAGUCAGGAUCAAUUUCCUGGCGAUCCUCGGUCAUAUGAAGGAACUUGGGAUAAAUUGUCCCAGAUCGCAGUCAAGGGUGCUGAAUACGACUCCCGUGAACGUCAGCCUCAUCCGAAGUGUUUGGAAGGGACCCGGGUGGACCUUCUCAACUAUAUCUACGGAUUAUUAGACAACUGAGAGACGAGUCGACUCAUUUGGUUGCAUGGCACGGCGGGCGUCGGAAAAUCUGCUGUUGCGUUCAGCGUAGCUGCAAGGAUGAAAGAUCUGAAAGUGACAGAGCAGACAAAUGCCGAAAAACGGCUCGCGGGAACAUUCUUUUUCUCGCGCAAGCACACGAAACGCUGCACGACUGGUUAUUUCUUUGCGACGCUUGUCUACCAGCUUGCCAGCAAUUUUCCUAGUGUCCGUACGGACGUGAACCAAGCUAUCCGGGAGAAUCCUGCCCUUCUAGACCCCGACAAAUCUCUUCGCGACCAGAUGGAGGCGCUCUUUCUCAAACCUCUCCGGAGGCUUAGAUUCAGGCUGUGCGACUGCCCACCUUUGGUUUUUAUUAUUGACGCCCUUGAUGAAUGCACAUCCAAAACCGAGCUUGCUGAUCUCAUAUUCCUGCUUGGUCAAGCUCUUCGUGGACCUGAUCUGCCCGUAACCCACAUUCUACUCACGAGUCGCUCGGAAAACCAUAUCCGUGAAGCCAUUCAUGGGGAAGAGGUGCGCCUGCUGGUAUGGGAGAUACCAGUACAGACCUCUGGUCGGGGCGUUGCAGCCAUCAUCUCAUUAGACGGCGUAGAUGUUGACAACGACAUCUAUAUUUUCCUAGAGCAUUCUUUUGAAAAGCUGCGAAGUUGCUGUUCCGAUUUCCCACAACCGACGGAGGAUCAACUCGUGCGGCUGGCGAGCCGAGCAGGCAGACGUUUCAUCGUGGCGUCUACAAUGAUGAAGUUUAUUGAUGAUGGGUACAAUGAUCCUUAUGAUCGCCUCCAGCUUAUGCUCAACUUCACGGGCGAGCUGCUACCAGGAACAGAGGUGUACAAGUUGUACGACUGCAUUCUCGCAACAUGUUCCAACCCCACGCGCGCAUACCUGCACUUGUCUGUUGUUGCUGCCCUUGCAGACCCCCUCCCGAUCUCACAAAUCUCGAAACUUCUUGGCCCUGGUCAAGGAAGGGAUGUCGAGACAGCACUGGCGCAGCUGCGUUCUGUCAUAGAUAUCCCUACCGAUUGCAGUCUCCCCGUGAAUAUCUAUCACUCAUCCGUUCGUGACUAUGUUUCCAAACCCUCAAACUGCAACGUCCCUGAAACAUUCCAGAAAGCACGGGCCUCCUGGAUGCGCUCUCAAAAUUGAAGAGGCACAGCCAAGCUGUGCAAUCCCACGAUGCCCAUAGCUUAAAAGACUCAUUAUCCUUCCUCAUCCAGACACCCGAGCCACUGGCGGUUCUUAUAGG